Molecule: messenger RNA, 1671 nt
Organism: Zophobas morio
Lineage: Eukaryota; Metazoa; Arthropoda; Insecta; Coleoptera; Tenebrionidae
Product: cyclin-dependent kinase 2-like
Exons: 5
Coding region: 687-1628 (313 amino acids)
Biological process (GO): signal transduction; regulation of gene expression; protein phosphorylation
Cellular component (GO): cyclin-dependent protein kinase holoenzyme complex; cytoplasm; nucleus
Molecular function (GO): cyclin-dependent protein serine/threonine kinase activity; ATP binding; cyclin binding
Source: RefSeq, a predicted model, not a curated record
ACGGGAUUGCUCCAAAUCGGGCUAAUUUGUUGCUUGGCGGAUGGGAAAUGUUGGCUUGAGUGGGGUGCGGGGCGAUUUGAAUUAAAUUCGUGUAAAGGAAUGUGAAAUGUUGGGGUUUCCUGAUCGGGACAAGGAGGCCAUUUUUUCAACACUGCAACAUUUUUUCCGACUAAUUUGGUCGUAAUUAUUGAAUCUAGAAAGCUGACAGUUCUUUUGUUUGUUUGUUUUUAUGAUUUAUUUAAAUAUCGGUACUUGAGGCGACCGUUUGUGCACCAAGUUUGGGUUUAUUUAACAAUUUGUCGCUCGUUUUUGUUUGAAAACUAGUCUUCUUUUGUAAAAUUUAAUUUAAUUGUAAUUUUUGUAGCGACGCGUACCAACCUAGCAACAACAAAUCGGAUCUCGCUCCGUGCAAGUUGGCAGCGAAAUUCACCCUUUUUGUCAAAAACGCAAAAACAAGAUGGUCGCUGGUGAAAAUUCCGCACGAAAACGCCAAGAAAAGCGAUUUUUCUCCAAUUUCCCUCCAAGGUUAUUAUUGAUUACAUUACCAACCUAAUUAUCGAAUUUCGCAAAUUCGCGCAUGCGCACUCCAUGAUAAACACUAAUGGCUUCCAAAAUGCCCAACGUGAAUUUCCCGCUAAAUACCUUCCGAGGCUCCGUGUGUUCAAGACGACGAAAAAAAACGAAAAAUGAACACUCUGGACAAAUUCAUCAAGCUGGGGACGGCUGGUGAAGGCACCUACGGCAUCGUCUACAAAGCCAAGAACAAAGUGACUGGGAAAAGUGUGGCCCUUAAAAGGAUUAAACUCGAAAAAUUUAGCAAGGAUGACCAGACCGAAGGGGUUCCUUCGACCGCGAUACGCGAAAUUUCCAUUCUGAAGGGGCUGCGCCACUCGGCGAUCAUCGAGCUACAAGAUGUGAUGUACACCUCCGACAAGCUAUAUUUGGUUUUUGAGUAUUUAGAUUUGGAUUUGAAGAGGUAUCUAGAUGGGACCAUGAAACCAAUGCAUAAAGAGUUAAUUAGGAGUUACUUAAAACAGUUGUGCGAAGGCCUGGCCUACUUGCACACCCACCGAAUCCUCCACCGCGACAUAAAACCGCAGAACCUCCUCGUGGACAAAGAGGGUCACAUCAAAAUCGCCGACUUCGGUCUAUCUCGGUGUUUUUCGGUCCCCACGAAGUCGUACACCCAUGAAGUUGUGACCAUGUGGUACCGAGCGCCUGAGCUGCUUUUAGGGUCAAAAUUGUACACGAACGGAGUGGAUAUAUGGAGCUUGGGUUGCGUUAUGGCCGAAAUGUUGAUCAAGCGCGCGCUUUUCCCUGGGGACUCAGAGAUCGACCAAAUCUUCAAAAUUUUUAAAAUUUUGGGGACCCCGAAUGAAGAGAUGUGGCCUGGGGUGGGGACGUUACCGCAGUACGAGGUUUCGUUUCCUCAGUGGAAACCGAGCGAUUUAAAAUUGCAUGUUAGUUUUAACGACGCUGAAGAGGAAGAAUUUAUGAAGAUGAUGUUAGUUUAUGACCCUUUUGUUCGAAAAUCGGCUAAGCAGCUUUUAACCGUACCAUACUUAAGAAAAGCCAAGUUGACGACACCCAACAUGCGACCAUUUCCAGACGUAUCAGAAGAAUACUAGAAUUAUUAAGUAUAUUAAUUAUUAAAUAAUACAUUAUGACGAA